AUGAAGCUGGUGUGGUGCCCGGACACGGCCUCCAAGGCCUACAUCGAGACCGUCCGGUUGCUGGCCGGCGGGGGCGAGGGGGAACGGGAUCUCCCAGACGAGUCCAACGUGGCGGAGCUCGUCUCCGCCAUGGUCGGCGGGUGGAGAGCUCAGACCAUCGUUGAGGCCUGGUCUCCGGGGCCCGAAGCCGUUGCGACGAGCCUCGGCCUGGCGGCGGCCGCGCGGCACACGCGCGGGCGGCACGUCUGCGUGGUGCCCGACGAGCGCGCUAGAUCGGCGUACGCCGAGGCCAUGAGGGCGGCGGCGAGGGAGCAGCAGGAGGAGGAGGGGGAUUGGGUACCCGAGACGGAGGUCGCCGUCGGGGAGGCGGAGGAGGUGAUGGGGAGGAUCCCCGGAGUGGACUUCGUGGUAGUGGAUUGGCGGCGGAGGGACUCGGCGAAGAUCCUCCGCUCGGCGCGGCUGGGCGCCCGGGGGGCCGUGCUGGUAUGCCUCGGCGGCAGCCAUAGGCCCUCAGACUGCGGCGGAGGUGGCGGCGGCACCGCGCGGUGGCGCGGCAUGCUCAUGGCUGGGUCGCGCGUGGUGAGAUCUGCGCUCCUACCAAUCGGCGGCGGCGUGGAGGUCGUUCACGUCGGGGUCGGGCGGGGCCCCAGCCUGGGAGGGAACUGCAGCCGGUGGAUCAAGCACGUCGAUCGCGACACCGGGGAGGAGCACGUGUUCCGCCGCUGA
Messenger RNA from Spirodela intermedia, 726 nucleotides. The record is from the annotation of a GenBank genome assembly. Lineage: Eukaryota; Viridiplantae; Streptophyta; Magnoliopsida; Alismatales; Araceae.